CUCUCAUCCCUCUGGGCCGGGCUCGCCGCGGCAGCGUCUGGGAGACUGUUGGAGCGGAACUGCUGAGCAUAAGCAGGCAUUGUAUCUUCAGUUGCCAUCGAGUUUGAAUCAGAUUGGAAAAGUUGAACUUGAAGAAGCUUCCUAGCCUGCACUGAGGCAGUGAGAUACACAUAACUCAUAUAAUAAAAGACAUGGGCUUCAACGUCACAUUCCACCUUUCCUACAAAUUCCGAUUGCUGUUUCUUUUUACAUUUUGCCUGACGGUGGUCGGGUGGGCCACCAGUAAUUACUUUGGGGAUCCUGUUCGAGAGAUUCCUAAAGCAAAGAAUUUAAUAGUUUAUUUCAACAAGUCUGCAGUCUUGAAGAAGGAAGAAAUUGUGACUAAUACAGCAUCUGUGAGAAAAGCAGAGCUUGAAAACUGCCCUUAUUUGUCUCCAUACCUCAGAGGCCUGAACAAGCUCAACUUCAAACCAGAUCUCACUUUAGAAGAAGUACGGGCAGAAAAUCCCAAUGUAGAUGGGGGCCGGUAUCGCCCAGAGAAAUGCAAGGCUUUACAACGAGUCGCCAUCCUCAUUCCACACCGGAACCGAGAGAGACACCUGAUGUACCUGCUGGAACAUCUUCACCCCUUUUUGCAGAGGCAGCAGCUAGAGUACGGCAUCUACGUCAUCCACCAGGCUGGAAGUAAGAAGUUUAAUCGAGCCAAACUCCUGAAUGUGGGCUAUUUAGAAGCUCUCAAGGAGGAAAACUGGGAUUGCUUCAUUUUCCACGAUGUGGACUUGGUGCCUGAGAAUGACCUUAACCUUUACAAGUGUGAGGACCAGCCAAAGCACCUGGUGGUUGGCAGGAACAGCACUGGGUACAGGCUACGUUACAAAGGAUAUUUUGGGGGUGUUACUGCCUUAACUAGAGAGCAGUUUUCCAAGGUGAAUGGAUUCUCUAACAACUACUGGGGAUGGGGAGGAGAAGACGAUGACCUCAGACUCAGGGUUGAGCUCCAAAGAAUGAAAAUAUUGCGGCCGCUGCCUGAAGUGGGUAAAUACACAAUGAUCUUCCACACUCGAGACAGAGGCAAUGAGGUGAACGUAGACCGGAUGAAGCUCUUACAUGAGGUGGCACGAGUCUGGAAAACAGAUGGGUUGACUAGUUGUUCUUAUAAAUUACUGUCUGUGGAACACAAUCCUUUAUAUAUCAACAUUACAGUGGAUUUUUGGUCUGAUCCAUGACCCUGGAUAUUUUGGUGACAUUUGGAAGAACUGAAUUGAUUGCAGUAAUUUUGGCCUAGAGACUUUCCCUCAGUAGCACACAUUAAGAACUUGUUGCAGCUAAUUAUUGGGCUGAAUUUUUCCUUUUUUUAUUUUCUUAGUAGAGCUCCUGGUGAUAUGGAAUGUAAAACAAUGGUAACAAGACAGCUUUCUUAGUCGUUUGAUCAUGAGGUUUGAAUAUUGUAGUAUAGAUACUUGGAGGACUAAGUGUAAAAGGACUGCUCAAAGGACAUAAUGAAGGCUGCUUGAGAACUCUGGUUGAAGGAUAUUUAUUUGAGUUUGAAGUGACACAUUAUGGGAUAAAAGGCCAUAGGAAAUAACACUGCUGAAUGUCUCGGAGAAUCAGAAUUGUUCUUGUCCAAGAUAGAAUGGUACGAAGAUGUAUUUCUGUUACUCAUUGAUCCUGCAUGGUCAUUUGUGAAGAGGUGGGUCCCAAGUGAGAAGAAGCCCAUGAACAUAAAAGAGGGGAGUAAAGGUGGAGACUCAAGAUCCCGUGAACAUGGGAGAGAAGUGGCAGGAGGACAGAAGGUCAGAUGACGAGGUGGCUGCAGUGGUGCUGCUGCUGCUGCUGCUUUGCAGUGGAUGCCGCCUGCCCAGAUACUCCUCCCAGUAACAGCCCAGCAGAGGACACAUUAUCUACUAGUUUUUUAAGCACUUUUGUAAAACGAUUUUGUACAUGUAGGAUAUGAAUGAACAGUUUACAAAUUAACUAAUAAUACAUCUGGAGUACCUCUGUAGUAAAAUACAAAAAAGCU
Messenger RNA from Choloepus didactylus (southern two-toed sloth), 2020 nucleotides. RefSeq names its product beta-1,4-galactosyltransferase 4 (gene B4GALT4). The transcript is spliced from 7 exons. Gene Ontology annotation, biological process: carbohydrate metabolic process. NCBI's taxonomy places the organism in Eukaryota, Metazoa, Chordata, Mammalia, Pilosa, Megalonychidae. The coding region runs from base 192 to 1226 and encodes 344 amino acids. The record is from RefSeq and is a predicted model, not a curated record. Gene Ontology annotation, molecular function: glycosyltransferase activity.